This is a messenger RNA of Orbicella faveolata, 3431 nucleotides long. RefSeq lists its product as uncharacterized. The record is from RefSeq and is a predicted model, not a curated record. Gene Ontology annotation, biological process: smoothened signaling pathway. NCBI's taxonomy places the organism in Eukaryota, Metazoa, Cnidaria, Anthozoa, Scleractinia, Merulinidae. Gene Ontology annotation, cellular component: ciliary membrane; plasma membrane protein complex.
AAUAUCUGUUUCUAAGCUGUACUCUCGUUCAAGAAAGUUAGAUUAGCAAUAUCAGUGAAAACAAUUUGCUCUCACGAGUGGUUUCGUGAUAACUUUCGUUCAUAAUCUUCGAUUUGCAGAUGUUGUCAUGGUUCCCUUGUAAACUAAAGAAGUUCCGUGAACUCCAAAUUCGGAAAACUGAGCCCACGAAAAAUACGUCGAUGUUUUACGUGAUAUCAAUGUUAAUUUGGUUUCUAAGAUAUUUGUGAUCAAAAGCUAAACAGAGAUGGACGGAGAGUGCCUUUCUGUUACCGUGGUAGACAGAGUGGCGAAGCUGGACACUCUUGGCGGAUAUGUAUUUUUGGUGUUUUUGUUGUGCCUUCUGGUUGGAUUCAUCCUUGGCCUUCUGUUAGCUCGUUGUAUUCUACGAGAAUUAGAGGAGCAAUACUCUCUAAGGAGAAGCAAGUCUGAAUCUGCCGCAAUUCUAAUUGAAGUAGAAAAUGAGGCACAUGUGCAAGAUACAUCUGGAAAGAAAAUGGGAAGUAACAGGAUUGCGCCAAUGCCUUUGCCAGCCAAGAACACAGCUGAGGUUGCCAUAGAAAUGGAACCAACUCAUCUUAGCACUGGCAGUCUUCAUAGUCAGUCAGCAUGGACAGGAGAAAAUGACAAUAAUCAGCAAUCAGUUGUUGAUGCUCUGAGCAAACCUUCUGGAGAAGAGAUGGAAGUUGAGCUUCAAAAGCAGGAUUUCAAAGCCAUUGAGAACAUGGAAACCAGUCUCAGACUCCAGAAGAAUGAGACAUUCCUGCAGUUGUUAAAGAUGAUUCUGAGCUUCUUAGUGAGUAAAUCCAGAAUAAGUGGAGGAUUUCGAAGAGAUUCUCUUGCAAAGUAUGAGCAGGCAAUCGAAGACAUAGACAGCAAUGCAAAGGAGGAAAUGAAAGCUGAAGAACAGGAGCUGAGAAACACCAUUGUAGAUCCAGUGGAACUUGAUCAAGCAAUAGAGAGUCUUCAUUCCAAGUACUCCAAGAAAAUGACCUCAGAGAGAAUGGAACUUCAGGAUAAAUUAAGAACAGAUCUCUUGCAGAACACAGAACUCUCGGAAGAAGAGGCAGAGCAGAUUGUUGCCAAACUCAUGAUGAACAUGGCUGCUGUAGAUAGACGAUUAGCUGAGGAGGCCAGUCGGCAAAAUCUGGUUUUGCAUGAAAGACUUGCUCGAAGACAAGCACUUGCUCAACAGAGAGCUGCUGAUAAUCAAGAGGAAAAAGAGGAUUUUGGUGAAAGGUUGAAGCUACCACAGAAUAAUUUGGAUGUUCUAUCCAAAAGAGGAAAGCUUCUGGAAGACCAAAAAGAGAGGAUUAUGGAGGAAUAUGAACAAGAUCUUCGAGUCUUAGAAGAGAAACACCAACAAGCUAUCCUUAAGAGUCAAAAUGAUUUGAAUGAGAAACUGAAAAGAAAGCGGGAACAAAGAAUGAGAAAACUAGAGAUGGAACAAGCAGCAGAAAAGGAGGAUUUUGAAAGAAAGGCCAGCCAGUUGAUCAGUGAAGGUGAAAUGACAGCUGAAGACUUCCUGGAGUCAAGCCACAAACUGAGAGUGCAGCAACAAGUUGCAAGGGAAGAAGAGGAAGACAAGGCUGAUGAUUCAGAAGUACAGGAAUUCAAUAACCUCAGACAGAAAUUAGAAGAAAAGAGACAGCGAAAUUUGCAGGAAAGAGAGGAAGCCUUGUUUGAACAGAUUAGAAAGGAAGCGCAUUUGUCGUCAAAGGAAGCUGAGAAACUGAUGACUAAGCAUUUGGAAGACCUCAAGGAGUCUAAUGAGAGGAAGACCCGAGAGCGCGAGAGGCAGCGGGCAAUGAUUCAAGAAAAACUGGAAGAAAGAAAGAAGAGAUGGGAGAGAGACAUGGAAAGACAACAAGCCGAGCAGAGUCAGCUGGUCGCAGAACAAGAGAAAGCCAUUAAACAAGUGUUGAACACUCAAGCGGGACUUGCUGAAGACUUACGCAAACAGGUGAUGCUAGAACACGAACAAAACAUGAUAGCGCUAAACGACCAUUUGCAGAUGACCAGGCUGAGACAACAGAAAAGAUUGGAGCAACGCCUUGCAACCCGCCGAGCUAGACUUGCUGAACUAAGGCAACAAAUGGAAAAAGAGCGAGAAGAGCAAUCCCAGAAUGACCCUGAGGCCAUGAAAACCCUCACAAGGGUUCAGAACAUCGAAUAUCAAGCUGAAGUGAAGAAAAUCGAGGCUGAACAUCAAGCUGCUUUAGAAGACUUGAGAAGACGUUUGGCGGCCGAAACAGACGAAGCUUUAAAAGAACAAGAUGAGAGACUUGGAAAAAUCUUGGCUAAAUUGCAGGUGGCAGUGGCAAGGCGAGAGGAGAUCAUCAAGAGGCAAGAUGAAGCUAUUCGUUCCCUGGAGAAAAAGCUGGUAGAGAACAUGACGAGAGAAGGCACACUGGCUGAUGCGCAAACAGAUAAAAUCAUGAAACAACAUCAAAAACAAGUGGACAAGUUGAAUGCGCAGAUUGACAUGGAGAAGGAAAAACAGAUGGAAAAAAUACGAGAAAAAAUUGCUGCAAAGCAGCAGAAGAAAGCGAGAGCCCUGGAGGUCAAGCUGCUCCAAGAGCAAGAGGAACAAACGAGCAAAGCAGCGCAAUCCGCUGGGUCUAAAAUAUAUCUCCUGUUAGCGGAGCAGCGCCAUAGAAGAGAGUUAGAGGAUUUGGAGCGUGAAAUGCAGCUCGAUCUAGCCCACCAGCUGGAACAAGUUAAUAAAGAAAUGGACGAAAUGCUGAUGGUCGACUUGCAGGAGGAAGAAAAGAAGUUUAUUGCCACCUUAGCUGAGAAUAGUGCAGCUACAGAAGAAGAACUGCUUCAGACAAUUAAGAAUUCUGCAUCAGAGGUGGGAAUGGACUCUAAGCUAACCAAGAGCAUCACUAAAGAUGUUCGUAAACGAGUGAGAAGUGCACGAACUCCAGCUCCUGACGCGUGACCUGUGACUUGGCUCGUGUGUUGACCUGUGACCUUUAUUGUAACCUGCAGGAUACGCGGUUUUGCGGCGUUAUACAUUGCAUGGGAAAUAUUGCAUGAAAUUCAUACCACAUUGCCUCAUUCUUCAAGCAUGCGCACAUACAAAAAAAAAAACAGUCUUGCUAACUGCUGUUGUGAUAUUGAAGGGAACCUCUUAAUACGCACCAGUUGGCCUCGGAAUGUUCAUCAAGGAUAACUUCAUUACGCUGGCGAGCUUUUGGGUUGCACAUAUUUAAUAUCAAUAAGUUAAAAUUGUACAGAGGAGGAGAAGCCAGGCCUCGAGUGUGUGGAAUUAGAGUGAAUAUCCAUCCCACUGCUCUAUGUAGAUAUUUAUUCUUAUUUGAAUCCAAAAACUGUUAUUUCAGUAUUAAGUUGGGAUUAACUCGUGUACUUAUGCAUUAUCGUUUUCAUUAAACAAGAGAGUGAAUGUU